Molecule: messenger RNA, 2158 nt
Organism: Porites lobata
Lineage: Eukaryota; Metazoa; Cnidaria; Anthozoa; Scleractinia; Poritidae
Source: the annotation of a GenBank genome assembly
AUUGUAAUUGUACGGAGAGAAAUCAAUUCUGGUGCUAUGACAAGUUCGUGCCUUGGUGAAGACGAAGCAAUACACAUCUGCAUGAUUGCCUUGGUUAUGACGGGAUCAAUUUUGGGCAACAGCAUAAUUUGUUUGUUGCUUAUCCGGUUUAAGACUUUGCGAACAGUGCCCAAUAUUCUGGUGGUGAACUUAUCAGUUGUUGACAUCCUGAACGCUGCAAUUAAUAUGCCACUUAUGAUCUUGUGGUACAUCUGUAAAGUUCCCUAUCUCAAGGGACGUAGCAUUUCCUGGUUCGUUGUAACAGUGUACGUAAUGUUCAUGUACCUCACCGUUUUCAACCUCACCGUCCUCGCAAUAGAUCGUUUUGGAGCCAUUGUGCUCGGCUUUCGCUACCAUUCUUGGAAGACCGUCAACAAAGCGAAAGUAGCAGUUGUGUUUGUGUGGCUUUCAGCAGCUGCCUAUACCUAUGGUAUGUUCACAUUGGGACUUGACAUCGAUUUAGGUGACGCUCCAGUGCUGGUGUACAGGAUCCAUUAUUUAAAGAAAUUUGGAAGACAUUUCAUAAUUCCCGGUUAUAUGGUACCCUUCACAGUCAUGCUUAUCGUAGGAGCAGCUAUCUGGUUAACCGUGCAUGCGCACAACCGACGUAUCACACCGAUUCGUUCAACGGUGAAACAAAUUAAAAGUGAUGUGAAGACCGCCAAGACCAUCGGCUUAACUUGUGCUGCAUUUUUCUUAAUGGGCGUUUUCCCGAUGCUACUACAUAAUAUUGCCCGAAUACACGGCACUUGGCCUCAUUUUUUAGCGUUUUUUCUCAUCCACUUAAACAGCAUGGCAAAUCCUGUUAUUUACUCAUUUAAGGCAAGAAGGUAAGAUUUUUUGCAAUAAAAUUAUGUCUUAGAAUUAAACAGCUAACAGUCUCAUCGAGCCUAGCAUCCACCCAGAUCCGCAGAUCCUUUAUGACGAAAUCGCUUUUAAUACAGUUAAAUGAAAAGAGAAAGACAUAUAUUAAUCACGUGAUGAUACCGACAACAACAACAACAAUUUUUUUUGUACUCUCUCUUGCCUAAAAGUAAACUACAGCAAUGAAAAUAUUGAAAUCAAAAUUAGAGUACUGGCUGCUUGGAAUAACCAUAGGGGCUAGCGAAGCAAGGCAUGCAGCAGCCAGUUGACUGCAAAAAUAGAAAAAAAACUUACCACGCCUUUCCCUGCAUGCAUUUUUAACAGCAACCUAUACCAGCAGCUGCUGUAAAUCAAUCCUUGUCCUUCUAACCUCAGCCUUUUUUAAAAAAUUCUUCAGGAUUCACUUCUCUUUCGAGGGUUUUGCAGGACAUGUUAUCUGAUUCCGAAGUUGGUUUCUCAGCGCUUGUACCCCAAUCUUCCCGUAGCGAGUUAAUACACACAGAUCACAGAUAAUACUGACUUGGUUAAAACAGUCCUAAAGAACGAGAAUUGUUUUUUUUUUGGCCUAAGGUUUAUAGUACCCAAAGAACGUGGAGCUAUGAGUAUUCUGAACUCUCACCGUCGUCUUGCUUAAUCUGUUCGGUUCGGUUCACGGACACGGGUUUAUGGCCGUGUCCUUUGUAUAGUGGCAAAAACCGCAAUUUAUUUUUUAUUGUUAAAACCCUGUUAAUCCCACUUUUCCGGUUGACUUCAUUUGAAGAGUGUGAUCGGACAAACCCUUACUCCUCUCUCUCUCUCCUCCAGAAAAAGGUAACUGUUACGUUUACUGAGAUACUUUUACUCCCGAAAUCCUCCAAUAAGCCCCCCCGGGGCUUAUUUAUUUCAAGCCCCUUUUAGGGGAGAGGGGGGCUUAGUAGAGAGGGGUGGCUUAUUAAGUUUCUUCCCCUGAAGGGGAGAGGGGCUAAUUAGAGGGAGGGGGCUUCUUUGAGAGGGGGGGAGCUUAAUAGAGGAUUUACGGUAUAAGUAGUUACUCUGCAGCAAUACACAAGGCGUGCUUAUCCACUCCCGGUUAAAGUUGUUUGUUUGUUCAUGCUGAAAAAUCCUGAUACCUAUAUCUAUUAUUUUCCCUUCAUUUUAAAGGUUUCGCAGGGCGUUCUUAUUGUUCUUGAAGGAGCCAUGUGGCAAGUCGCAGUCUUACUUAAGCUCCAAAGACCUUACAGAUGUGCAAUACAAAAAGACGAAUUUUCCAUCAAGG